UUUUAUAGGGCACAUUUAAAAUAAAAUGUUAAGUUUUGGCUGCGUCAGAUGUACAUAUUGCGUUGUUUGCGACGUAAUUGGUACAGUGCCAACUGGGCGUUUUCCUACGAGAAUUUUCAUCGAUUGUGUUAACGAAACGAUGAAAGUGCAUUUUUCCAGAUUAGUUGAAUAGUGGUAUAGGUCUGUGAUACAAUUUUAUCUUUUUGAGAAUUUCUGAGAGCCAGUUAUUUCGAAUUCCUCGCGUCUUCGACCAAUAGCAACUCAAUUGCUAUAUCAUACUACGCUAUGAGAUGAUUCCAACGAAAGCUAUUUAAAGCUGCGCGACAUAGUCGCGACAUAGUCGCGACAUAUCCGCGUAAUAUGCUUGAUACUUGUAGUUUUAAAUAACUGCUACGCGCAAAGCUCUACUCAAUGUGAAUAUUUUCUACGAUAAAUAUUUAUGAAAAUCGAGGCAAUACAAGUUGAGGUAAUAACCAGGUGAUUCAGUGAUUGCUUCGUCUCUUUAGUGUGUAGAAUUAUGUCGGAUGUGCUUCAUUAAGCUCAUACGUUUUCAUCAUGCUGAUUUUGCACUUGUUUAAAUGGCAAAUACCUUAAUAGGAUAAUGCCUGGGUCAAUAGACUUGAUAGUGUCUACAGUGUACAUUGGACUUACAAUUUGGAUAGCAUAUUGGCUGAGGGUAUAUACGUUAUUUUAUCUUGAUUCUCGUCCCCUCACAAGGACUUUGGUUUUAGAAUUUAUAGCUACAGCUGAACUUUGUGGAGCAUGUUUCGAACUCAUUAUAAUCGCGGACAAUUGGGGAGUAUGGAUGUAUGCGCUAUAUUUGUUUCUUCUAACGAUUUGGUGGUCGAUAAUGUGGGAUGAGGCUUCAGCAUGUCCUUACACACAUAUGGAAGAUAUAGCUGUUGGUAAGAAGCCCAUCGGAGUUGCUCUUCUGACAAUAUGUGCGCAAUUGGCUGGCGGUCUUAUCAUAUUUAAAUACAUUCAAAUAUUAUGGGCUCUCCAACUUGCUUCCACACACAAGAACAGAGCCUAUGGAGAAUGCACUACGGAUUUACAAGUAUCCGCUAUAAUUGGAGCGUUUGUAGAAUGCAUCGCAACAUGUAUAUGUAGGGUGGUAUCCCGUGUGUUAGGUGAAUUGAAUCCAAGAUUUAGUACAAUUAUCGAUGCUUUUGUUGGGACAUCUAUGGUAGUAGCAGCCUUUGAUUAUACCGGCGGUUAUUUCAAUCCUGCAUUGGCAACUUCUUUGAAGUACGGUUGUCUGGGGACCUCGUCGUUCGAACAUGUGAUAGUUUAUUGGAUUGGAGCGUGUAUCGGAUCUAUUGCUUCUUUGCAUGUGUAUCGUAUGCCACUUAUCCAAAAUUUCGUCCAAGGAUUGGAGCAUACAGAUGUAUAUUCUUAAAUAGGAUGCAAAAGGAUUUCAAGAUAAUAUAUUCAUCAAUUUUUCGAUGGAACUGAUGCAUCUCAUACUUUGCUAGGAUGAAUCGAGACAGAAUCUGCAGCGAAUGGAGUAAACUACAAUACUCUAGUUGGUGCAGCUGAAGGCGUAUUCAGCUAGAGUACAACGACCGAUCUUUGACAAAGAAUGUCGACGGGGGAAAAAGGAAAGGCGUUCCUCGUAGGAGACGUGAUGCAUAAUCCAACGUAAAAACGUGCAGCUGUGGCGCGACCGUUGAAACAUUUCAGGCCGACUCCGGUGAAGACUAUCGGCACAACGUUAAAGUCACAAUUUGCAUUCCGAUGGGUGGUAGCCUCGUCUCCCAUAGAAUUGCUUGGUUGGGACGCACACAACGACCACGAACAAAUCGUCCCGCAUCGAGAGGAGUCAGCUGAGAGGAUGAGACGGUCACGUAAGUCGCGCACGUACUUACCAAAGAUUCCGUGUCGGUAUAUCCCGUGUAUGUAUAUGGUUAUCCGUGCAGGCAGGGCUAACGAAGCGGCAGGCGAUUACGUGAACUACACUGCCGCUCGUUCCCGGCUUGAAAUUUCGGAAAACCGAGAAACAAAGAAAAAUUCCAUUUUGUAAUUCAGUUAUUUUUAAACGCGUCAAUCGGCACAUCAAAAUCUGUAUGCGGAUAGAUGAGUAAAAGUGUUGACAGUGCCACAUGUCUCUUUCUUACGUAAAUAGCGAUGAAGUGAAAAUUUUUUCUUUACUUAGCGAUGAUUUAUGCUUAGAUAGUAUCUUCAUUUAGUUUCUCAAAGAUGAAACCCAGUUGAAACCUUCAUUAAUUUAGAAUCAAACUUGCCUUGAUCAAAAUAUUACGAAGUAACAGAAGGUGAUCGCCGUGGAAAACUGUUAUAAAGCUUGUUAGUAAUAUAUUUAUACUGCGUAAUGCAGAUUGAACAAAUAUCUAUUGCAAAUUAAAAAAAAACUCGAGGUAAAUAUGAUUUCUCGGUAUAAACAAGGUUUUUCUGCAUGGCAAACAAGACGAUUGUGCGAGAAUGCGAGUGAGCAGGAAAUCCGUCUUUUUUAAAUGAAUGCCUAUACAAUGUCAAGCAAUAAAACGGUAAUGACAAUGGAAUUAAUUAAACAAAGAUAUUUUUCUAUUCGAAGUAUGUGCCGCGGAUGCUCAUUUCCUGCUCCGAUGAUGGAAAGACACCGAUAUCAUCGAUUGCGUUAUUAAUAAUCGUUCGAGUAGACUACCUUGCUUGUAGUAAUAUUGUAUGCGGAUGUUCCAUUCAUUUGCAUGCUUAAUUGUAACUAUUUAAAGAAGUUAGGCAAUCUUCUUCAAUAAUGUAAUGUAUAUUAAUGUACAUAAGAAAAUCCAUAAGAAUUCAUAUUGAAAGCUUAAAUGAGCUACUAGUUUCGCAAUGCUUUAAAAGUCCACCAUUUUUUUAUGAGUAAAGUUAAAUUAUUUUCUGAUUUUACAUUCCACAAGAGCGAUCGGUAUUUAGUAAUACUCUCUGUAAAAAGACGAACUAAUCUACGUGCGACGACGGAGCUUUCCGACACAUUCACUAAUCCUAGAUUAUCCAGGAUCGAAGUGGCGUCGCGCGUGUCGGAGACGCCGCGGCGCAGAAGAGAUCGACGAAGCAGCGCGUUCUGAGAUCGGGUUUCGAUUCAGGUACGCCCCUGACGAUCGUGUGCAGGCGUAUUACAUGUAAUGCAAAACCGCAGGCACUUCGCAGCGGCAUGGCGGGCCCCAUAGAGGCCGCGCGGUGUCAUAAUGCGCGCGUCCUUUGGAGCCGCUUCUCGCGCGAGCGCAAGUUGCGCAAUCACAUUUAAUAACGUCAGCCCCGACACGAUUGCUGUGCUCGUCGGCCCGCGGACACUUAUGACACUUUAACGGAUUUUCACGGCGGAACCCGUCGAAUAAAUUCAGCCGCGGAGAGUCGCACGAAAACACGAAUGCUCGCGCGCGCGUUGCAAAAUUUCGCGUUAACUCGGAUCGCGCUUAAUUGGACGAUGACGAGGUUUUCUUUCUUCUUCCCCCCCGUCCGUCCUGCGAUUAUUCUUCUUGUAUAUUUUCCUGCGAGUCGUCGUACGAGAGUAAUCGUAGGCGAGAGGACAU
Messenger RNA from Linepithema humile (Argentine ant), 3509 nucleotides. The record is from RefSeq and is a predicted model, not a curated record. NCBI's taxonomy places the organism in Eukaryota, Metazoa, Arthropoda, Insecta, Hymenoptera, Formicidae.